This is a messenger RNA of Musca vetustissima, 582 nucleotides long. RefSeq names its product phospholipase A2-like. Gene Ontology annotation, biological process: phospholipid metabolic process; arachidonate secretion. The coding region runs from base 1 to 576 and encodes 191 amino acids. NCBI's taxonomy places the organism in Eukaryota, Metazoa, Arthropoda, Insecta, Diptera, Muscidae. The transcript is spliced from 2 exons. The record is from RefSeq and is a predicted model, not a curated record.
AUGCAGCGGGUAAAAGUUUUAUUGAUUUCGUUCUGUUUAAUGCUGUGCGCAUUAUGCAUCAGUGGCUUUAGUGAAGAAUCAAUAUUUGAAGAUGAGGAUAUUUAUCGCAUGGCGUUGCCACCUCCAAAUGCCACAGGGACCACUGUGCCGGGUACUAAAUGGUGUGGUCCCGGUAAUACUGCCGCCAAUUAUAAUGAUUUGGGUAAGCAUCGUGAUACGGAUACAUGCUGUCGUGAACAUGAUCACUGUGAAAUGAUUAUUGAACCGAGUACAUCAAUGCAUGGUAUUUCCAAUGGUGGUAUGUUUCCAAUCAUGAAAUGUUCCUGCGAACAGAAAUUUAUCAAUUGCCUGCAAGCUGUCAACAGUAUGGUCUCAAAUACCUUGGGCCAUAUAUAUUUUGGUGCCACUAAGCACUGCGUGGAAUACGGGUUUCCCAUUGUGAGCUGUAAAAAAUAUAUGGAAGGUACAUUCCGUAAACGUUGUAUACGCUAUAAUAUUAAUAAGAAACGUCCGAAAAUUUGGCAAUUAUAUGAUAUACCUUUCUAUACAACGAAUAGUGUUAAUAAACCGAAAUGAGUUAAA